Cucurbitaria berberidis CBS 394.84 is the source of this 750-nucleotide messenger RNA. Its product is annotated as nascent polypeptide-associated complex subunit beta. Gene Ontology annotation, cellular component: cytosol; nascent polypeptide-associated complex. Lineage: Eukaryota; Fungi; Ascomycota; Dothideomycetes; Pleosporales; Cucurbitariaceae. The transcript is spliced from 4 exons. The coding region runs from base 104 to 589 and encodes 161 amino acids. The record is from RefSeq and is a predicted model, not a curated record.
CCGAUGCCCGCAUCAACUUCAACACCACUCUCACGUUCGACUCCCCGCGCACGAUCCCGAAUCCACAGCUCUUCACCAGUCGUACUUCCCCUCCACCGCAAAUAUGGAUCAGGCCAAGUUGGCGCGUAUGCAAGCGUCAGUGCGUAUUGGAGGCAAGGGCACUCCCCGCAGGAAGAUCAAGAAGGUGCACAAGAGCGCCGGCACCGACGACAAAAAGCUACAGACAGCGCUCAAGAAGCUCAAUGUACAGCCAAUCCAGGCCAUUGAGGAGGUCAACAUGUUCAAGAGCGACGGAAACGUCAUCCACUUCUCGGCACCAAAGGUCCACGCCUCGGUACCGGCCAACACCUUCGCCAUCUACGGCCACGGCGAAGACAAGGAGCUGACAGAGCUCGUCCCCGGCAUCCUCAACCAGCUCGGCCCCGACUCGCUUGCAUCGCUGCGCAAACUCGCCGAGAGCUACCAGAGCAUGCAGAAGGAGAAGGGCGAGGAUGGCGACAAGAAGGAUGACGACGAUGAGGAUGACGAUGACGACAUCCCGGAUCUCGUUGCGGGAGAGAACUUCGAGUCAAAGACUGAAGUCGAGUAAGCGCUUGUCUACUGAACAGCCGGAGGGACAAGGUGGUAGAGCCUCGGAAGGUGCAUGUGCAGUAACGACCUACCGAAUGUAUUUUGGUAUGGAAGCCUCUUACGCUUCUAUGCAAUUGACGACCUUUUCAGCUGGCUGUCGCAGCGGGUCUUGCAUGCGGA